Molecule: messenger RNA, 414 nt
Organism: Cutaneotrichosporon cavernicola
Lineage: Eukaryota; Fungi; Basidiomycota; Tremellomycetes; Trichosporonales; Trichosporonaceae
Exons: 1
Coding region: 1-414 (137 amino acids)
Source: RefSeq, a predicted model, not a curated record
AUGUGUGGCCUUCCGUCCGUCCGCCGCCGACCCGAUGCCGCCACCUGCGGUUCCGUAGCCGAAACUCGAUGGCUUCUCCACUCGUCCAGGGCCCCAGAAAGAAUUGAUAGCUGCUUCGCUCGCCGACGUUCGCAGCAGGCUUCAAUGCGGUUCGAGAACAAUUUGACUCUCUCGUUCCAGAACGUGCCUGCCCGCUUGUGUGCCAAACCUAGAACCGAAGCGGCAUUCCCAUCGAUGCAGACGACGUCCAGGACUCCCCAGACCCAGAAGAUGAUCACGCGGCUCAAGGCUCUCUCCAAGCGCGCAGCUCACCCCGUCAUCAAGGCCCGAGUGGAACGGGCCAACAGCACGCCCAAGUUGGCACAAUACCUUGUCGCCGUGCCGUUCCGCAGCGGAGUUACCUGCAGGUUGUAG